AUGCGCUGCGCCAAAGACAGAAAUGAGCAGAGAAAGGAGGAGAAGAAGGAUGCGGAAGAAGUGAAGAUCAGGAAAACGACAAUUUCGAGAAGGAAGAGACAUUUUAAAAGUGAGGAGAGCAGGAAAGAGCGAAAAAGAAGCGAAGAAGGUUCAGAUGAAGAGAAUUCGUUCUUGGAGCUUCCGAUGGUCGACUGGAGCACGCAGGAGCCGCUCUCUUCGCUAGAAGAGCUGCUCAGCGAUGCCAAUAUGAUACUCAUCGAGCAAAUGGACCGGGAGCAGGAGAACGAGAAGGGGACAGAAGAGGAGACGGUCGACGCGAAAAGCUGUGUGGAAGGGCUCAAAAAAGCAAUGAUCAGGCUCAACUCUCCGGCGCUCUCAUCGGCUCGUCGUCAACUGGAUAAGGUUGACUUGAAGGCGGCGAACAAGGUAUUUGGAAAACUUUGUGUGAAAUUUUGCUCCAUUGUGAACGAAUAGCUCGAAAUUUGGGCGCUACAACGGAUUAGAACUUGAACGGAAUAGAACUGUUCCGAAUUACAACUCCAAACGCUAAAAAACAACUAAGAGUUCUAAUUCGUAACAGUUCUAUUCCGUUCAAGCUCUAAUCCGUUGUAGCGCCCAAAUUUGAAAUUCCCGCCAAGCAAAUUCUCAGCUUCGUUCGCAAAAGAGCACAUUUGCAUCAAUUUUCAAAAAAACUCACAAUUUCAGAGAAUUCCAAUUCGCAAAAUCCAACUGGCUUUUUCCGCUGCACUCGCCAUCCUCACUCCGACAUUUUAG
Molecule: messenger RNA, 774 nt
Organism: Caenorhabditis sp. 36 PRJEB53466
Lineage: Eukaryota; Metazoa; Nematoda; Chromadorea; Rhabditida; Rhabditidae
Source: the annotation of a GenBank genome assembly